CUCUAAACCCUCUAAUAAAUCUCCCUCUCAUCCCACCCCACCAAACCCACCUCCCCAAGCUCGUCACUGUUAGAGCUGGUUGCUUGGGGGCAUUUAGCUCAGCAAGCACACUCGCAUUGUCACACACAUCUAUUCCUUUCGGUUCCCUCUCCAUUGGUACCAUCUCCAUGAGCAGCAACCACACGCGUUGCCCAUUGCCGCCUUCCUCGUAGCUAGCUCGCUAGAUCUCCCCAUCUAGCUCUUGAUUCUUGGCAAGAACGUACAAGAGAGCAGGCGGAGCAACAAGUGCGUGCUUGCGGCCGGCGGGUGGCGCGGCGAUGGAGCUGAUGACGUUGCUGACGCUGCCGCUGCUGGCGUGCUUGGCGGCGAUGCUAGCGCGGCUGCUGGUGGCGCGCGCGCAGCGGCGUCGGUGCUACCUGCUGGACUACGUCUGCUACAAGGCGACGGACGACCGCAAGCUGCCGACGGACCUGUGCGGCGAGAUCAUCCAGCGGAACCAGCUGCUGGGGCUGGAGGAGUACAAGUUCCUGCUCAAGGUGAUCGCCAACUCCGGCAUCGGCGAGGAGACGUACGGCCCGCGCAACAUGAUCGAGGGCGGGGAGGCCCGGCCCGACCGCCUCCGGGAGGGCAUGGAGGAGAUGGACGAGACCUUCCACGCCGUCCUCGACGAGCUCUUCGCCCGGUCCGCGGCGCCGGGGGGCGUCGGCAUCCGACCCGCCGACGUCGACGUCCUCGUCGUCAACGUGUCCAUGUUCUCGCCGGCGCCGUCGCUGUCGGCGCGCGUCGUGCGCCGCUACGGCCUCCGCGAGGACGUCAAGGUGUACAACCUCACGGGCAUGGGGUGCAGCGCCACGCUCAUCGCGCUUGACCUCGUCAACAGAUUCUUCAGUACGCGCGCGGGUCAGGUGGCUCUGGUGAUGACGUCGGAGUCGAUCGCGCCCAACUGGUACGCCGGCAACAAGAAGUCCUUCAUGCUGGGCAACUGCCUCUUCCGCUCCGGCGGCUGCGCCUACUUCCUCAGCAACGACCCGCGCCUCCGGUCACACGCCAAGCUCCGGCUCCGCCACGUGGUGCGCACCCACACGGGCGCCUCCGACGAGGCCUACAACUGCGCGCUGCAGAUGGAGGACGACGCCGGCCGCCCCGGGUUCCACCUGGGCAAGGAGCUGCCGCGCGCCGCCGUGCACGCCUUCAUCCACAACCUCCGCGUGCUGGCUCCCAAGGUGCUCCCACUCCCGGAGCUGCUCCGCCUCACCUGCGCCACCUUCUCCGCGCGCCUCGCGCGCAAGCGCGGCUACAAGUCGUCCAACCACCUCACCAUCCGCAUGAAGGCCGGCGUCGACCACUUCUGCGUCCACACCGGCGGCGCCGCCGUCAUCGACGGCGUGGGCAAGGGGCUCACGCUCACGGAGCACGACCUGGAGCCCUCGCGCAUGACGCUGCACCGCUUCGGCAACACCUCCGCCAGCAGCGUCUGGUACGUGCUCAGCUACAUGGAGGCUCAGGGACGCCUGCGCAAGGGCGACCGCGUGCUCAUGGUCACCUUCGGCGCCGGCUUCAAGUGCAACAGCUGCAUCUGGACCGUCGAGAACCCCGCCACCGACGCCGGCGUCUGGAAGGACCGCAUCCACCUCUACCCGCUCAAGGACGUCUCCAACCCAUUCAUGGAGAAGUAUGGCUUCCUCAAGGACCUGACCAUCGAUGGACCGAUGAUGUGAUCUACUUCCAUUCCACCGCGCUAUAGCUGCCCGGCCACUCAUCUUCGUCUCAAUUCCCACCAAAGCACAUACACAUCGCGAUUCAUUCUUCGAUUCGACAGGCUAAGGCAAGGACGAUGAAACUAGCUUGCUUCUUCAGCUUCAAGAUUAUAUAAUUCUCAAUGUCGCCAGUACUCGAUCUGUUGAACAAGUACUUAGUUAAUUGCAUUGUGAGCACAACAAUGAGACUAAGCUGAGGAUUCAUAGGUAUAAUAAGUAGCUUAUGAUUCUUUUGGUGGUGGUGGCAGCGGGAAGACGACUUACGUAGCAACGCUACUCCUUUUUCUUUCUUGAUCGAGUUCUAUCAUUUCCUGUUUUUUAGUUUGGAUUGGAUGCCCCAUGUCGUCGGUCAGUCAGUGUCGUCUUGUUCUUGUUUAUUAUAAACUGAGGAUGGUGGAUUAAAGUGCAACAUUUUUUAAUUAAGUUUAUUUAUUUAUUGUGUAAGGAUAAUAUAAUGGUUCUGUAAUAAAUAUCAUACUCUCACAAUGUAGAGAUAUUUCAUGA
This is a messenger RNA of Sorghum bicolor (sorghum), 2261 nucleotides long. Its product is annotated as 3-ketoacyl-CoA synthase 12. The transcript is spliced from 2 exons. The record is from RefSeq and is a predicted model, not a curated record. Bases 318 to 1718 code for a protein of 466 amino acids. Gene Ontology annotation, biological process: fatty acid biosynthetic process. Gene Ontology annotation, cellular component: membrane. Gene Ontology annotation, molecular function: acyltransferase activity, transferring groups other than amino-acyl groups. Lineage: Eukaryota; Viridiplantae; Streptophyta; Magnoliopsida; Poales; Poaceae.